GGUAGCCGGUGGGUUUUACAAGUUACUGCGGGGAAGAUGGUGGACCUGGCGACUGCAGCGUGCUCCAAACUCCGUCCAAAACACUUCGAGAAAUAUUUACCAUCUCAGCCUGGCGUUAGAUAUAGGUUACCCGGGGACAAUCACAGAUAAUACACAGAGAAAAUCGAUAGUUAGAGGAUAUAUCCCGCUCUAAACAGCUCCUUUUUUCCCGGGAUUGAAGACGGCAGUUGGUUGCAAAACGUGUUUUGUGGAGCACCUCACGGACGCUAAGCGAAGUGUAGCCUAAAGAGUGAGAAAGCUGUUGGCUAAGGGCGGAGUGGACCGUAGGAGGCUGAGCUCCGCUGCUACCUCAGCUAGCUUAGCUGUGACCCGGAGGAGCUGCUAAACAUGCCGCGGAGUAAAAAAGGGAAACGUGGCUCCGGUAAGCCGGGGUCUCUGCGUCAGGAGGUGCUUCAGCUGCAGAUUUCAGCUAAAGGAUCUUUGAAAGGUGUUAAAAAUGGGAUGAAAGUCGAGUCUGGCGCCAGCGACGAUGAGAUGACUUCUGAUGUUCUCAGCCACUACAGUAGUACGAGUGAAACUGCUUCAGUGCUGGAGGAGGGCUCAGGUGAACAGAUAGAUGAGCAGACUGCACAAGAGGAAACUGAAGACAAACUCAAGCAGUGUAUAGACAACCUAAUGGACAAAAGUGCAAAGACCCGUCUAGCGGCUCUAGAGUCACUAAGACAAGCUUUCUCCUCCAGAGUUUUAUACGACUUCCUGACAGGUCAGCGUCUCACUGUGCGCGACUGCCUGGAAAGAAGUUUAAAGAAAGGCAGUGGAGAGGAACAGGCAGUGGCUGCUACCGUUUUCACCCUGCUGUGUAUCCAGCUGGGGGGAGGAGAUGAGGCUGAAGAGGGCUUCAAGUCUCUUCGUCCUAUUCUCACCUCCAUCCUGAAUGACGGCAGUGCCAGUAUAGCAGCACGUCAAAGUUGUGCCAGGGCUUUAGGGAUGUGCUGCUAUGUUUCCACUGCUGAAGAAGGGGAGGACUUGGUCAAGUCAUUGGCUCUUCUGGAAAGCGUUUUCAUAACCUCCUACCCUAAUAGAGAAGGAACGCUGCCUACACCCAAACCAGGCAUGCCUGGGCUCCACGCCGCAGCGCUGCAGGCCUGGUCGCUGUUGGUUACCCUCUGUCCCGCUUCCAAACUGACUGAGCUGCUGGAAAUGCACCUUCCUAAGCUGCAGGCCUGUCUUCAGAGCAGUGAUGUCAACUACAGAAUCGCAGUGGGGGAGACGAUUGCUCUGCUGGUGGAGUUGGGACGAGACAUAGACGAGGAGUUUGAGGUGGAGGACAGUGAGAGUCUGUGCGAAUGUCUGAAGAGUUUAGCCACGGACGGCAACAAACACCGAGCCAAAAACGACAGAAGGAAACAGCGGUCUAUCUUCAGAGAGGUGCUGCAUUACAUAGAGAGCGAGGAUUUCACAGAGGAGAAGAUCAGAUUUGGGGUGGAGAGCGUUUACAUCGAUGGCUGGAUGAGGAAAAGAAUCUACGACGCCUUCAAGGAGAUCCUGGAGUCUGGAGUCAGGCACCAUCUACAGUUCAACCAGCUCCUCCGAGACAUCUUUGGCCUCGGACCCCCCCUCAUCUUAGAUGCUGCUACUAUCAAAGGCAACAAGAUCUCACGGGUAGAGAAGCAUUUAUACAACUCCGCUGCCUUCAAAGCCAGAACUAAACUGAGGAAUAAAGUCAGGGACAAACGCGCUGACGUCAUGUGAAGGACGGAGGAGAGCGGACUGAAGGGAUGGACGAGGAACUAGGAUGCCUUUGGACCUUCAAGACUCAGCAUUUCUUUCACUUGUGCUCUUCAACUGCUCUACUAAGAGCUCUAUCUGCUCUUAAGUUUCUUUGCCAGAUCACUUAGGGGUUUUUUAAUAAAAAAAUUUAAAUCUUUUUUUAUAAACUAGUAGCAGAAAAGGGUAAAAAAAUUUGAAUUCUUCUAUUAGGAAUCAGAGAAAAGAGCUGAGGAAAAGUUCUGCUAUAGUCUUUUCUGUAUCGGAAGUCCGAUUUCCUCCAACGUUCCACUGAAAGUCCCAAAGUGGCUUCUUUGGUGGCCAAACAACUCAACUUUUACAAACAAUGCAACCUUUGGGAAAAGCGUGUGUGGUAUUUGUGUGUGAGUGUGUUUUAUCUGACAUUAAUUUAUCCAUAAAAUAAAACACUUGAAAUAUGAAUCCAGAAGAUGCCUAAUUAAAAAGCGGGAAACAAAACAUUAAUAUUGUCAUUUUUGUAUUGUUUUUGCUUUUGGAAAAUAAUUUAGUUUGAGCUUUUCUGGGUGAACCAUUGUAUUUUACUGUUUAAUUUGUUACAAGAGCUGUAAUAAGUGUCUUUUAAGGAACUUGAAAUCAUUGUUUACAGACACAAUUAUGGUUAAAGAUAUGUUUUCUUAUCCAAUGCAUUUUUUAAUGAAGGUUGCUAGGUCAUUAAAUAUUUACAUCUAUGUAUAACAGG
This is a messenger RNA of Cyprinodon variegatus (sheepshead minnow), 2485 nucleotides long. RefSeq names its product interferon-related developmental regulator 2 (gene ifrd2). The coding region runs from base 388 to 1752 and encodes 454 amino acids. NCBI's taxonomy places the organism in Eukaryota, Metazoa, Chordata, Actinopteri, Cyprinodontiformes, Cyprinodontidae. The record is from RefSeq and is a predicted model, not a curated record. The transcript has 14 exons.